This is a messenger RNA of Rhodofomes roseus, 366 nucleotides long. RefSeq lists its product as uncharacterized. NCBI's taxonomy places the organism in Eukaryota, Fungi, Basidiomycota, Agaricomycetes, Polyporales, Fomitopsidaceae. The annotation marks the transcript as partial. The transcript has a single exon. The record is from RefSeq and is a predicted model, not a curated record.
GAAACAACGAGAACGUUGUGUGCGGAGAUUGACGUCAAUGGCGUAAAGGCGUACACCCUAUUCGACACAGGGUGUACUACCGACGCAAUGUCGCCCGAACUGGCAUUCUUAGCCAAAGCUGACCGUGUAGAUCUGAGGGAGCCCCUCAAUCUACAACUGGGGACGAAAGGUAGUCGCACCACGAUUAAUUAUGGUGCACGACCUCGCAUCCAGGUGGGACCAGUAAACGGCGUCAACUACAUGGAUGUAGUUGACAUCGACCAGUAUGAUGUUGUACUCGGUACCACGUUCUGCAUCAAGCACAACGUGGUGCUGGACUUCCGCAACCACAGUAUUUGGGUAGACGGGGUGGCUAUACCAGCAUAC